UCUCCUUCCUGUCCACCCUUAUAGAACCAAUUCCACCUACAGAUGUCAGCCCGUGUGCCUCCAUCAACCCUGGGCAGCCUGUUGCUGGCAGUCCUGCAGGGGGGAGAGGGGGACAGGGACCGAAGAAGCCAGAGAGAGGGGAGCUGGGGAGGAGCAGCAGUGGUGUGCCCCGGGUGGGAGGAAGGUGGUGACGGGCUGCUGUCUCACCUGCAGAGGCACAGCGGUUCUACCUGGCAUUUGUGGGAUAUUAUCAACCUGACCCGCAUCACAGUGGGUGGGGACAGAAGGGGGUCAACCAGCGAGGAGCGGAGGGAGGAUCAGAUGGAAGAAGAGGCUUUGAAGAUCCUCUCCACCCGUUUCCUGCGCUCCCCUUCACCCAUCUCCUCUGUUCUCCUCAUGGGCUCUGACCCAGAGUGUCUCUCCUCUGUCCUGCGGGCCGCUCAGCGCCUUGCUCCCUCACUACCAGCACUGCAGUGGAUCAUGGGAUACCCCUUAUCUCCAGAUUCGCUACACACUCUAGGAGGUCCCCUUGGACUGCUAGCCUAUGGGGAGGUCGGCCGCAAGCCAAUCAGUUUCUACAUCCGGGAUGCUUUGCAGUUGAUUGGCCGAGCGGUCACUGCGGCAACCAUGGUGAGGCCAGACUUGGCACUAAUCCAGAACAUGGUGAACUGUUAUGACAAACCAAACCGCCAUGAGCUGCCCUCUUCGGGACAAUAUCUGGCCAGAUUUCUCUCCAACACUUCCUUCACUGGAGCCACAGGCCUGAUCCAGGUGGAUGCCGGCCUCUCACGGGUUCUCUCCUCCCAGCUGUUCCAUGUAUGGAGUCUGAAGAGGGGCGCUCUGGGCCAGCCGGCCUGGGUUACUGUAGGCCAGUGGACCCGAGGCAGACUGGAGUUAGAGGGAGGGGUCCUGGGGCUGGUGGGAGGGUUCGGGAGCAGCCAAGGACAAGGUCUCGGGGCUGGGGUGAGGGGAGGGGAUGGCCAGGGGGACAGCAACGUCGGAGGACGCUGGAGGCCAGGACUCUCCGUCGAGGGACACAGACUGCGUGUGGUAACACUGGUGGAACACCCGUUUGUUUUCACACGGGAGGUGGAUGAGGAUGGAUUGUGUCCAGCUGGUCAGCUCUGUCUGGACCCCAGAACAAACCGGUCCGACAUAAUCCACAGCCUCUUCAACCAGCUGCACAACCCAAACACUACAGCUGCAGACUGGGAUGGCAGUGACCUGCCGGAGGACCUCAGGAAGUGCUGCUAUGGAUACUGCAUUGACUUGUUGGAAAAACUGGCAGAAGACAUGGGCUUCACCUUUGACCUCUAUAUUGUGGGAGACGGGAAGUAUGGGGCGCUGAGCGGGACAGGACGCUGGACGGGGCUGGUCGGGGACCUGCUGAGUGGAGCCGCUGACAUGGCUGUCACCUCUUUUUCCAUCAACUCUGCCAGGAGCAGAGUCAUCGAUUUCACCUCGCCCUUCUACUCCACCAGCCUGGGCAUUCUGGUUCGUAGCCGGGACACUGCAGCUCCCAUUGGAGCCUUUAUGUGGCCUCUCCACUGGUCCAUGUGGGUGGGCAUCUUUGUCACGCUGCAUCUCACUGCGCUCUUUCUCACCUUGUACGAGUGGAACAGCCCCUUCGGCAUGACACCCCAUGGCAGGAACCGGCUGCGUGUGUUCUCCUACUCCUCCGCCCUCAAUCUCUGCUAUGCCAUUCUGUUUGGGCGCACUGUCGCUACCAAGACUCCCAAAUGCUGGACAGGACGCUUCCUGAUGAACCUUUGGGCUAUCUUCUGCUUACUGGUGCUGUCCAGCUACACCGCCAACCUAGCUGCAGUCAUGGUCGGGGAGAAGACCUUCGAGCAGGUCUCAGGAAUCCAUGACGACAAGCUGCACCAUCCCUCCAUGGGCUUUCGUUUCGGCACGGUGAGGGAGAGCAGUGCUGAGGAUUACAUGAAGAAGAGUUUCCCAGAGAUGCACGACUACAUGAGACGCUUCAACCAGCCCACCACACCAGAAGGCGUGCAUAUGUUAAAGACAGAUCCUCCCUCCCUGGAUGCAUUCAUCAUGGACAAAGCCCUGCUGGACUUUGAGGUCUCUAUCGACGCAGACUGCAAACUGCUCACUGUGGGGAAGCCGUUCGCCAUUGAAGGCUAUGGUAUAGGCCUGCCCCAGGGCUCUCCUCUAACCCGCAAUGUGUCGGAGUUCGUGAGCCGAUACAAGUCCGACGGCUUCAUGGACAUGCUACAUGACAAAUGGUAUAAGGUUGUGCCUUGCGGGAAGCGUGUCUUUGCAGUCACUGAGACCCUACAGAUGGGGAUCCAGCAUUUUUCAGGCCUGUUUGUGCUGCUGUGUAUGGGGGUGGGUGGAGCCUUGCUGACUUUGGCGGGUGAACACACCUUCUAUCACCUGGUCAUCCCUCGCCUGCGGCGCACGCACGCGCUGCAGUACUGGCUGCACACCAGCCAGAAAAUUCACCGAGCCCUCCACACCACAUAUGAGGACGUAGGGAAGGAGCUGACCGGCCUCGACCAAAACCCCUCCUCUUGUAUCUCAGAGAACUGCACCCUUCACAGGAAACAGCAUCAGCCUCCUCCCCCAUCUCCUCCCACAUCCCUCCCUGCCUCCACUACAGCUGGAGACACCAACAACUCAUCACCAUCGCAUGAGCCCAAGGAGAAACGUGUGCACUUUGACCUUGAGACCCUCCACAGCUACCGCCUGCGCACACACACUGCCUCAGUGCGCGGCAGGCCCGGGAUGGUCGGCCGUCCUGGGCUCGGCCUGGGAGGUUUGGGGCUGGGCAGCCUGGGGAGUUUUAGCUCCCCGCCGCAGAUUAGCCUCCAUGCCAACGGGGGCCCGGUCUCUGCUCUGGCUUCCACAGGCUUGGUGCUCUCCCCUCUGGGGAGCAGGCCGGCUCAGACCAGCCUGAUGGGAGGGGGAGCUCCAGGAGCUGCAGGGGAAAAUCGAGAUAUUCCGCACCCAGCUGAGAGAGGCUCUGGCCAGGAGAGCAGAAAUACAGAGCAGCCUGGAGCGAGAGAGGAGCGGACUUGUACGCAGGGAUACCAGUCUGGAGAGGGAAAGGGACAGACAGAGGAUACAAACUAUUAACACAGACAGAAGUAGCUCCACUCAGUCAAAACUCCCUGAAAGAGACAGGACCAGCCAACUGCAAACCCUGAAUAAUCAACAGACAGGGAGGGCUAACCCGUCAGGUGGACCUGGGACUGUGGAGCAAGGGAGAAGCAGCCAGUUAAACACAGUUAACAGUUUGGACAGAGGGAGAGCCAACCAAGUACGCUCUGUUAAUACUUUGACUGGAGAAAGGACUGUCCAAUCACGUACUUCCACCAGUUUGGAGCGAAGUCGAGUCAACCAACCAGGUGCUGGAAACAUAACUGUCCAAUCACGGAACACUUCGAGCCUAGAUAGGCAGAAGGCUAACCUAUCACGCACUCUGAACACUUUGGAGAGGACAAAAGCCAACCAAUCAAGUGUAAGCAGUGGGACUUGAUUGUCCUUCUGAAGCCCCUGAUGGAUAAGAUUGCAGAGCGACUAGUGCAGUUGGUCCUUGCAUAGCCGCGGGAAGAUGGCUUCGCUGGGAUGGGUUAAGUCUGGGGGAUGCUUGCUGAAAAAUUACAAUAUGUUAACUGACACCAUUACUUACUGUAACCUAAUAAUUUUCACGAUCAGAAUUAUUUCCAUAAUCGCUUAAAAUUACAACUAAAAACCUUUAACUGCAACAUGAGAGCUCAAAUGUCUGCAUCAUCCAUGAAAUCAUAAAAAAAGAUGUUUACUUUUGUUAAGAAAAGCUGAAAUCAUUUCAGCAAUAACCCAGUAAGAACAGAUCAGACCAAUUAUAAUGGCAAUGUUAAAAUCACAGUGCUUAUUGUAGAGACCACUGAUCUACUUGAGGAACCAUCAACAGUUUUUUACUCACACAGAAGCUCAUCAGCUGAAUAAAAACAUGGCCUAUCCCAGUUGCUGAAGAGGCCUACAAGCACAUAUAGACAUCCUCGACAAGAGCACAGAAAAAUUAAAGUUAGCCCAAUGUGAACAGCAAACAAAACUAAAAUGCACUUGCAACAUCAGUGUUAACUGAGUGCCAGCAGAAAGAGAUAAAGAAGCAAAAAAAAAACAUUAUAUUUCAAGUAAUUCAAGUAAUAAUGUCCCAAAAAUGUGAAUGAUAAAGGAAGAAAACCGAAGAAAGAGUGAUACUGACCUGAAACAAUCUACUAUGUUUUCUUAUUGUUACAUACCAAAAAUAUGCAUUUUUCACACAUUUCAAGUCCCAUCCUUCUCUCUUCCUCAAAUGUGUCAGAAUUGAAAAAGGUGUCUUGCAAACUGAGCCAUUCCCAAAUAGAAGCUUUGAGAUGGUAAUUUUGCUUCUUUGAUUUGAUGGCUUCCACAUGAAAAGGGAUGCUGAGGCAGGACUUGACAGGAAGACCUUUUUUGAAAAUUCGGUGGGAAAGGUUGGUUUUACCCAAGUACCCAUCAUGAGGAGUAUUACUCAGCCUGUGCAAACACUUUUUUAAUGUCUUCUGUGGCUCUGAAAGAAACUUUAGGUCUAAGAAAAUAACCCCUGAUGGCAGCAUAAGACUGCGCAACUUUAUAAUAGAGUGUCUGCAUUAGAACUGGGGCUGUGAGGGCCAAGGAGAGUCUAAUAAGAAAUGCCACUGGGGAUGCAUCGUUUUUGGACUUUGACCGGUACUAGAGACUAAAAGUCAGGAUAUCUCAGUAUCUGCUGCUUCAGUUUUGACCAUUUUUUGAAACAUUCUUCCUCUUGUGAGGCCCCAGCUUUGUUCAAGUACAGUUCUAAAUCACUGCAGUAUCCCUCUCCUGUAGGGUGUUGGGUGUUUUUGUGGGAAACAUGGCUGCCCCGUUUACUAUUGAUUAACUUUUAAUGUGUCCACCACUAGCUGCAGCAGCAUGGGUGAUUGUUGUGUAUUAGUGUGUCAGUGUUUUCCAAAGUGCUGUAGUAGCUGUGGGUGGCAUCAUUUCAAAGAGGUUGGUACAUUAUAACUACUUCAGUCUGAUAAUUAUAAUUUAAUGGUCCAACAUUGAGUUCAUAUGGAGACAUGCAAAACUGUAGAGCUAAAUUACAGUCUCAAAGACAUUUCAAAGAACCUUUAAUUAUCUGAUCAACACAAAUACAAAACAGUUUGCUUGGAUUGUGGCUCUGGCCAGUAAAGUGCCAUCAAGUUGGAAGGAAUUUGUUCACCAAAUUGAUGACUGAAAUAACUCAUCAUGUGACUGCACUGUGCAUGAAUUCACACAAUGAGGAAGAUUACAGUUUACUAGCCCCUUGCAUAUCUGAGUGAGCUCCAAUAAGUGAGACCUUGUGGUGUUUUUAUUUUUCCUGUAAUUAUUAAUCAUUAAAAUAGAUAUAAACAUUUUGUUUACACUCAGAGCAUACGGAGUGAUGAAGGCAGGUGUCUUCAGAGGCUGUAAUGGGACUCUCAGUUAUUUAGUCAACCACCAGAGGGAGCUGCAUCCCUGCUUCCCGCGGCUAUGGGCGCUGGGGUGUUUUUGGAUUGAGGUUUUGUUCAAGCAAAAUCACACAUAAAUAAAUUUAAGCAACUUAUGAAGAAACAGUGACAGAUGGAAGCAGCAUUUUGUCCUGUCCUCAUGCAGCUUCAGAGGACCUGGGGAAAUAAGGCCUUUAUGAAAUCACUCCAACACUAUACAAUGCAGCAUCACCUAAUGGUAUUGAGAUACUCAAUCUUGUGAGUCUCAAUCCUUUAAACUGGUGUUGGGGAUUUCACCGGCCCACAGGUCUGACAUACAGACACUAUCACAAACAAAACUGUAGGCUUUUAUGAUGGUACUGGUGUACAUUUAAACAUUUCAAACUUUGCUGUGGUGUGAAGUGAUUGUGUUCACAUGCCAUGGUGUCUACGAGGAAAAAAAAUAUUUUUAGGUCUAUAUUGAGAAAGAGCUUGUGGUACUAGAUAUUUAAAGAAAUACUUUUAAAUUUACCCCUUAUAAAAAUUGUACCAACAUAUUAUUGAAUUUUAUCAUAAAUGAUCAUUCUCAUGUUUUGAAAUAAACAUUUAUAUACUUA
Molecule: messenger RNA, 6052 nt
Organism: Lates calcarifer (barramundi perch)
Lineage: Eukaryota; Metazoa; Chordata; Actinopteri; Centropomidae
Product: glutamate receptor ionotropic, NMDA 3B
Exons: 11
Coding region: 43-3099 (1018 amino acids)
Biological process (GO): synaptic transmission, glutamatergic; modulation of chemical synaptic transmission; monoatomic ion transport
Cellular component (GO): plasma membrane; postsynaptic membrane
Molecular function (GO): NMDA glutamate receptor activity; transmitter-gated monoatomic ion channel activity involved in regulation of postsynaptic membrane potential
Source: RefSeq, a predicted model, not a curated record